AUGGUCCGGGAGGUGUGGGCUACCACAUCAGACCCGAGCCUGCGCCUGAAGUGGUCAGAGGUCCCGCUCACUUUCAGCCAAGCCGACCACCCCACGUGCGUCCAACACCCUAGUCGCUACCCCAUCGUGGUCGAACCCACGGUGCAGAAUAUCCGUCUGGGCCGCGUGCUCGUCGACACCGGAAGCUCGGUCAACCUCCUCUUUGUCGACACACUAGAUGCCCUGCAUAUUUCGAGAAGCUCGUUAAGGCCAUCCCCACCUUUCUUCGAGAUCACUCCGGGCACUUCGGCCAAGCCACUGGGGCAAAUCGAGUUGCCCGUUACCUUCGGCUCUCUGGUAAACUUCAGGACCGAAAGAGUCCUUUUCGAUGUGGCUAACUUCGGGACCGCGUAUAACACGAUCCUAGGCCGACCAGCGAUGACCCAGUUUAUGGCCAUUACCCACUAUGCAUACCAGGUGAUCAAAAUCCUUGAGCCAACAUGGGCCAUCACCAUUAAUGGCAGCUCCAAGACAGCCCUGCACUACGACAAGAGGAGCCUCGACAUGGUCGAGCUGACUCCCGGGUCGCAUCCCUUGACCAUGGAACCUAGAGGGCGGCCGAAAAAAGUCCAUAUCGUCGCUAGCCCCGACGAUCGGCUCAAAGCAGUGAGUCUGGAUGACACCAACCCAACCAAGUCGGUCCAGAUAGGGGCCACCCUGGACUCCAAAUAG
This is a messenger RNA of Phragmites australis (common reed), 711 nucleotides long. RefSeq lists its product as uncharacterized. NCBI's taxonomy places the organism in Eukaryota, Viridiplantae, Streptophyta, Magnoliopsida, Poales, Poaceae. The transcript has a single exon. The coding region runs from base 1 to 711 and encodes 236 amino acids. The record is from RefSeq and is a predicted model, not a curated record.